This is a messenger RNA of Talaromyces stipitatus ATCC 10500, 1877 nucleotides long. RefSeq names its product CAF1 family ribonuclease, putative. Gene Ontology annotation, molecular function: RNA binding; poly(A)-specific ribonuclease activity. Gene Ontology annotation, biological process: nuclear-transcribed mRNA poly(A) tail shortening. The coding region runs from base 1 to 1611 and encodes 536 amino acids. Lineage: Eukaryota; Fungi; Ascomycota; Eurotiomycetes; Eurotiales; Trichocomaceae. Gene Ontology annotation, cellular component: cytoplasm. The transcript has 5 exons. The record is from RefSeq and is a predicted model, not a curated record.
AUGGACUUUCAAGAAGAUAUUGUUAUAGGCGAAGAUUGGGGUUUCCGCCUACCAGGCAUCCUUCGAGACAUUAGUGAGUGUGCUUUUGUUGCUCUGGACUUUGAAUUCUCUGGAAUUCCAUCCCACCAGGCGGGAUCGCGUCCACAGAGUCUUCAGGAGAGAUAUGCAGAAGUAAAAGAGGCAGCCAAAACCUAUCAGAUUCUUCAGGUAGGGCUUACUAUUGUGAAGGAAGACGUUUUAAGAGAGAAAGGGAAAUACACUGUCAAACCUUUCAACAUCCCUCUGUCACCGUGGAUCGACCCGUCUCUACAUGUCGACCGGACGUUUGGGCUUUCAAGCAAUGCCAUCCACUUUUUGGCCAAAAUCGGGUUUAACCUCGGCGAAACGUGCGAGAAUGGUGUACCAUAUCUUUCAAAGAAGGAGGUGGAUGAAAUACUCGAUGAAGCUCGCCGUUUUCACGGCAGUCGGUGGCAGACAGCCAAAAGAGCUCAGAUAAUACUCUCUGAUGAUGACAUAGAGUCAGCAGCAUUUCUUGCUGGCAUACGCAAAGAUAUUGAAGAAUGGCUAAACGCGGACUGGGACAAGCCGGAUUAUCUGCAUGUUCCAGCAUUGAAUGGACACGCGUUUACACGGUUCGAAAAAAGACUGAUUCACCAACUCGUAGAGACAGAAUACCCCUCCCUCACAUCCAUAAGGUCGGGUGAGUCCAUAAAAAUUGUGAAAUACGACGAGGCGAAGGAACACAAGAAGUAUGAGGGGAAAAUGAGCCGCGUUCAGCAGCGUCUAAUAGAUCAUCGUGGCUUUGCUUGGGUGAUCGAAGCGUUGGCUGGAGGUGACUUAUCCCAAAUGACAUCUCAGAUGUUCGAACCAUUGGUUAUUGGCGAAGGACCUGAUGCAGAAUAUCACAAAACGCAGAUUAUUACCAAACUAAAAGCUAGGAAUGGCCAGAUAGCCAUCGUGGGUCACAACCUGUUUAUGGAUGUUACAUAUUUGUGGCAAUGCUUCUACGGUGAUCUACCUGAUCGAGUCGAGGACUUUGCGCAGCUACUCCACGAGAAGUUCCCUAUGUUGAUUGAUACCAAAUACAUCUUCACUCAUGACUGUGGCGAUAUGAAUCCAGCGGCAACAUUGGAGAAAAUUGCAGAAGCAUGCAAAAGGAUCGCGAAGCCGCAGAUCAAGCUAGUAAUGGACAAUCUGCACACGAGAUAUCGAAAAAAAGCCUGUCCGCACGAAGCUGGAUAUGACAGUCUUUUGACAGCUCAGGUUUUCAUCAAACAAGCCGUUCAAUUGCCUGGUGCCCGGACAAGAUCGAUUCUGCAGCCUACCCAGGCCACUCGCAAGGGAAAUCCUACUGUCCAACACACAAGUGGUGUUGCCCUGGAUAUCUCCAAGGAGACCUCAACUAAUGAUCAGGGCGGACAUAAACAGAAAUUUGGUACCAACUUUUCAGUGUUUGAAACAACGGAGUUGGAGAAUAGCAUCGACAAAUUGGCCAUACCCGAUGGUGGUCAUGAACUCAUCCCACCCUUUUCGUCACCAGUGUGGAAAGUCUACGGAAACAAGCUUCGUGUCUUUGGAACGCACGAAAGGGUAUUCGAACUGGGGGAUUGAGGUCAAUUUUGGGAGGAUGUGAUCAUAACAGGGCCUGCGCGGUUUUUGGGAUGCAUGAGGGUAUUCGAAUUGGAGCUUAAAGUCGAUUUUUGGACUGAAUAUGAUCGUGACAGGCCGAUCAGUCUUAUUCUUAGUAGUGGGUACGAAGUGACUAUGGAAUAAUGAGGUUAAUCGAUUAAAUUGAAUAAUUAAAAGCAAAGAUGUACGCAGCGUCUAUCUAACUGUACGCCUUGGACAAGAAGGUACCGCUAGCGAAAAAUGGCUGC